This is a messenger RNA of Rattus norvegicus (Norway rat), 1911 nucleotides long. RefSeq names its product frizzled class receptor 2 (gene Fzd2). The record is from RefSeq and is marked provisional. Gene Ontology annotation, molecular function: protein heterodimerization activity; transmembrane signaling receptor activity. NCBI's taxonomy places the organism in Eukaryota, Metazoa, Chordata, Mammalia, Rodentia, Muridae. The coding region runs from base 78 to 1790 and encodes 570 amino acids. Gene Ontology annotation, biological process: cell surface receptor signaling pathway; cellular response to vitamin D; Wnt signaling pathway. Gene Ontology annotation, cellular component: plasma membrane; membrane. The transcript has a single exon.
GGGGAAGGCGCGCGGUCUCUGGGUUGGGGGCGGGGGCUGGGGGGCGCCCAGGAGCCGAGUGGGGGGCGGCGGCCAGCAUGCGGGCCCGCAGCGCCCUGCCCCGCAGCGCCCUGCCCCGCCUGCUGCUGCCACUGCUGCUGCUGCCGGCUGCCGGGCCGGCUCAGUUCCACGGGGAGAAGGGCAUCUCCAUCCCGGACCACGGCUUCUGCCAGCCCAUCUCCAUCCCGCUGUGCACGGACAUCGCCUACAACCAGACCAUCAUGCCCAACCUUCUUGGGCACACGAACCAAGAGGACGCGGGCCUGGAGGUGCAUCAAUUCUACCCGCUGGUGAAGGUGCAGUGCUCGCCCGAGCUGCGCUUCUUCCUGUGCUCCAUGUACGCUCCGGUGUGCACGGUGCUGGAGCAGGCCAUCCCGCCGUGCCGCUCCAUCUGCGAGCGCGCGCGCCAAGGCUGCGAGGCGCUCAUGAACAAGUUCGGCUUCCAGUGGCCCGAGCGCCUCCGCUGCGAGCAUUUCCCGCGUCACGGCGCGGAGCAGAUCUGCGUGGGCCAGAACCACUCCGAGGACGGAACUCCUGCGCUACUCACCACCGCGCCACCGUCUGGGCUGCAGCCUGGCGCUGGUGGCACCCCGGGCGGCCCUGGCGGUGGUGGCGCGCCCCCGCGCUACGCCACUCUGGAGCACCCUUUCCACUGUCCCCGCGUCCUCAAGGUGCCGUCCUAUCUCAGCUAUAAGUUUCUGGGUGAGCGCGAUUGUGCCGCGCCCUGCGAGCCUGCACGGCCCGACGGCUCCAUGUUCUUCUCGCAGGAGGAGACUCGUUUUGCCCGUCUCUGGAUCCUCACAUGGUCGGUGCUGUGCUGCGCUUCUACUUUCUUCACGGUCACCACCUAUUUAGUGGACAUGCAGCGAUUCCGCUACCCAGAGCGGCCCAUCAUCUUCCUGUCCGGUUGCUACACCAUGGUGUCAGUGGCCUACAUUGCGGGCUUCGUGCUCCAGGAGCGCGUGGUGUGCAACGAGCGCUUCUCUGAGGACGGUUAUCGCACGGUGGUGCAGGGCACUAAGAAAGAAGGCUGUACUAUACUCUUCAUGAUGCUGUACUUCUUCAGUAUGGCCAGCUCCAUCUGGUGGGUGAUUCUGUCCCUCACCUGGUUCCUGGCAGCCGGUAUGAAGUGGGGCCACGAGGCCAUCGAGGCCAAUUCGCAGUACUUCCACCUGGCCGCCUGGGCGGUGCCGGCCGUCAAAACCAUCACCAUCCUGGCCAUGGGCCAGAUCGACGGCGACCUGCUGAGCGGCGUGUGCUUCGUGGGCCUCAACAGCCUGGACCCGCUGCGAGGCUUCGUGCUGGCGCCGCUCUUCGUGUACCUGUUCAUCGGCACAUCCUUCCUGCUGGCGGGCUUCGUGUCACUCUUCCGCAUCCGCACCAUCAUGAAGCACGACGGCACCAAGACGGAGAAGCUGGAGAGGCUCAUGGUGCGUAUCGGCGUCUUCUCCGUGCUCUACACCGUACCGGCCACCAUCGUCAUCGCCUGCUACUUCUAUGAGCAGGCCUUCCGCGAGCACUGGGAGCGCUCGUGGGUAAGCCAGCACUGCAAGAGCCUAGCCAUCCCCUGCCCGGCCCACUACACGCCCCGCAUGUCGCCCGACUUCACAGUCUACAUGAUCAAAUACCUCAUGACGCUCAUCGUGGGCAUCACGUCGGGCUUCUGGAUCUGGUCCGGCAAGACGCUGCACUCGUGGAGGAAGUUCUACACGCGUCUCACCAACAGCCGGCAUGGAGAGACCACCGUGUGAAGCGGUCUCGCCUGCUGGGCGCCCCCCUCUCCCAGGUCCGGACUGCACCGUGCCCUCCUUCACUCGGGAGGGGGGUGCACCCUACGGACUCCUAUUUUAUUUUUUUAAAUAAAGAACAGUG